CCGACACUCGGGGCCGGAAGCGAAAGCCGUUCCGCCUCUUCCGAGCGGGGUCAAGUCCUUGCGGCCACGACCGAGGCUUCCGAGCGUACCUGGCGUUCGCGGUUCCCGCAGCUCCGGCCGGACCAUGGUCGCGGUCCGGAACCUGCGCACCGCUCUCAUAUUCGGCGGCUUCGUCUCCCUCGUCGGCGCCGCCUUCUACCCCAUCUACUUCCGGCCCCUAAUGAGGCUGGAGGAAUACCAGAAGGAGCAAGCUGUAAAUCGGGCUGGUAUUGUUCAGGAAGAUGUGCAGCCACCAGGGUUGAAAGUGUGGUCUGAUCCAUUUGGCAGGAAAUAAGGCUGUUAGCAAGUCUGAUUAUGAACGUGGACAUCUUCAUCCUUUGGUCUCUGCAGUGGGGACAAUGGAUGACUGAAUGUGGAAGCCUGGCUGGAGAGGGAACGCUUGUGAUAAAGACUGCAUAAGAACUGUGCUUCCCUUCUGAAGUCUCCAGAGAGUCCUGCACAGAUGACACAUUAGGAAGUGCCUCAUGACUCAGUUGACUUGGCAGGAGCAGAGCUGGCUUUCAGGGCUGUUUGCGGGAGAUCUGCUUCGUAUUCAGCCUUUAUCACUUCCGAGCUGUGACAUGAAUACAAGCACCCCCCGGGCUCAAGAAGGUCCACAGCUGCUUUGCCACCUUCUAAAUAAGUGAUUUUAGUGGCAACUGCCAUGCCGAGCUGCCUCCCAGGGCACUUUGAGAAUGUUCCAGAUGAUAAAGCUCUUUGAGGAUUUGGUCCUCAGUGCUGUUUAAGAAUGCACAACUCAACUUAGCCAUCUUGUCAAAAAUCACUCUGUGUUGGGAAGUAAAUAAAUACCAAGCAAGUCAAACUAGACCUUGUAUCCAUGCACAGUAGAACCAGGUGAGCCCACAACAACAGGGCUGUGGGUAUUAAAAUGAUUUCGUGUUGCUUCAUCGUCA
Messenger RNA from Nannospalax galili (Upper Galilee mountains blind mole rat), 953 nucleotides. RefSeq names its product small integral membrane protein 20 (gene Smim20). Gene Ontology annotation, cellular component: mitochondrial inner membrane. The coding region runs from base 125 to 334 and encodes 69 amino acids. The transcript is spliced from 3 exons. Lineage: Eukaryota; Metazoa; Chordata; Mammalia; Rodentia; Spalacidae. Gene Ontology annotation, biological process: mitochondrial respiratory chain complex IV assembly. The record is from RefSeq and is a predicted model, not a curated record.